Eruca vesicaria subsp. sativa (arugula) is the source of this 920-nucleotide messenger RNA. The record is from the annotation of a GenBank genome assembly. NCBI's taxonomy places the organism in Eukaryota, Viridiplantae, Streptophyta, Magnoliopsida, Brassicales, Brassicaceae.
CAUGUCUACUUUUUUUUUCUAUCACAAAAUUACAUUUCGUCGAAUAUUAAUCAUAAGAGCAUAACUAGUUAGCAAUCAAAUAAAAUAAAAUAAAAAAUAGUGCUAUCUCUUAACAUUAAUUAGCACUAAUAGCACCGCCAAUGGGCAUAACAUUUAUGGGAAAUGCAUAUAGAGGAAGGAGUGAGCUGGCUGAGGAUAAGGGCUAACACUAUUUGUUUCUUUCAAUCCUUAUCUUCUUCUUCUCCUUUCCGAUAAUAACAAAGAUUUGAUUUGCUAUGUUAGCAAAAAGGUUUGAUUUGUUAUUGUUCUUUGUAUUCUUUCCUUAUGUAAAACAAACAAAUAAAGCACACAUACGGAAACAGAAACUCAAAUAUAAAGAUCCCACACUAUCUUCUAUGAGAAAAUAUUGAUUGUGAUGGACAAGUUUGGUUGGUCCUUGUCGUCUUCUUCUUCUCCCGUCAGCAAGAACAGUGACGAUGAAGGCGGAGAAAAUAAAGCUGAAUCUCCUUACAAGGGUCCUCUUGAUAUGAUGGAAUCUCUCGAAGAAGUUUUACCCAUCAGGAGAGGGAUAUCCAAGUUCUACAACGGGAAGUCAAAGUCUUUCAUGAACUUAAACGAGGCUGAAUCCUUGUCGAUGAAAGAUUUAGGGAGGCCAGAUAACCUUUACAGUCGUCGCCGGAGAAAUCUUCUCAGUCACCGGCUUUGUUGUCGCGGUGGAAUCUCGAAGAAACCCCUCAAGGCCAACUUCACGGUGGUCUCAUCCUGUGGCGAUGAUUCGUCUUCAGCCUCUCAUUUAAAACAUCAGCAUUGACUGACCACUGAUAGAGUUUCUUGCGGAUUUUUUUUUUUUUUUUUUUUUUUUGGAGAGUUCAAAUUUUAAAAUAAAAACGGCUGGAUUAAUAAGAAGAUGACUCACCCUC